AUGGAUGAAAUUAAAAAAGAUAAUCGUUUUGCUCAUAUUACGAAAGAUCCACGUUUUCGACCAGUGUCAAAAAGUGAAAGAAAAUUAAAAAUUGAUCGACGCUUUGCAUCUAUGUUUAAUGAUCCAAAGUUUAAAUUAAAAUAUACAGUUGAUAAACGUGGAAGACCACUUGUUAAAGAACAUACAACACGUGAUGAUAUGAAUAAAUUUUAUCAUCUUGAACAAGAUGAUGAUGAUGAUGAUGAUAGUAGUUCAACAUCAUCGGAAGAAGAAACAACAAAGAAAACAAAAGCAAAUAAAAACUCUGUUGAUGAUGAAGAACUUGAUGAAUUACUUCAAAGUGAUGAAAGUGAUAAUGAAGAAAAAGAAGAUAAUAAUAAUGAAGAUGAAGAUGAAGAAGAGGAAAGAAAGUCAAGUUCAUCUGAAGAAGAUGAAGAAAUACCUGAAGUUAAUGAUGGAAUCGAAUGGAAUGAAUUUGAUGAUAAAUGUGCUCGUUCUGAUGAAGUUAGCCGUCGAUUAGCAGUAUGUAAUAUGGAUUGGGAUCGUGUACGUGCUGUUGAUAUUUUCAUUUUACUAAAUUCAUGGAAAUCACCAGAUGGUGUCAUUAAAUCAGUUACUGUUUAUCCAUCCGAAUAUGGAUUACAGCAAAUGGAAGCAGAAAAAAAAUGUGGUCCAUUACCUGGAAGUACGAAACCUGUCAUUACUACAGAUCAAAAUGGUAUUGAUAGUGGUCAUCAAAGUGAAGCUGAAGAAGAACCCGAAGAACCAGAAAUAAAGUCUGAUGAUGAUGAUGAUGAACCAAAUUUCAAUCAAGAUGAUGAUCAAGAUACAACAGAUCCAAUAAUGCGUGAACGUUUACGAAAAUAUCAAUUAAAUCGUUUAAAAUAUUAUUAUGCUGUUGUUGAAUGUGAUAGUGUAGCAACAGCUGCUCGUAUUUAUGAAGAAUGUGAUGGACUUGAAUAUGAAACAAGUGCUGUUCGUCUUGACUUACGUUUUAUACCUGACUCAAUUACCUUCGAUUCUUCUAUUUUACCACGUGAUCAAUGUACACAAUUACCUGAUAAAACAUUAUAUAAACCAAUAUUAUUUCGUAAUACAGCAUUAACACAAACCAAAGUACGUUGCACAUGGGAUGAAACACCUAUUGAACGACGUCAGUUAACAAAGAAACAAUAUACACUUGAAGAAUUAGAUCAAGUUAAUUUCGAUGCUUAUUUAGCAUCAGAAUCUGAUGAAGAACUACAAGAUGAUGAUAAUAUUAAUGAUGAAAGUGAUGAUGAAAAUAAUAAAGAAUUAGAUAAUGAAAAGAAAAAUGGUGAUAAUAUUUUUAAAGUACCAACUAUAAUUCCAGAAAAUUCAAAUAAAAAAAAACAAAAUCAACCUGUUAUUCGAGCACCUAGUAUACUUAGCAGUCAAGAUGAUAUUGAUCGUUACAGAGCUUUACUUUUAGAUUUCAAUGAUAAUCCUAAAAUGGAUAAAAAACCAAAAAAGAAAUUAACAAAUUUUUUUGAUGAACAAAAUAGUGACAAUGAAGAAUCUAAUCAAUAUAAUGAUGAUGAUAAUGACGAUGAUGCUAGUGAUAUUGAUAUGGAAAUAACAUGGCAACCAGGUUUAAAAAGUAAAGCUGAAGAAAAAUUGAAAAAUUCUAAUAAUCAAAAAGAAAAAAAUAAAAAUAAAAAACAAGAAAAAUCAAAUCUUGUUAAAGAUCAAAUAGAACAAGAGAAAGAUGACUCAAUUGAAAAUGAUCGUGAAACACUUGAAUUACUUACUGUUGAUGAUGAUAUUGAUAAUAAACGUGAUUAUAAUCUUCGUGAUAUGAUUAAAUCACAUAAACAAUCUAUAAAAGCUGCAGCUAAAAAUGCUAAGAAAUUAAAAAAAUUACAAAAAAAUUCAUCCAAUUCAAUCGAAACAAAAACUAAUAAUAAUGAUUUUCAAUUAAAUCUUAAUGAUAAACGUUUUCAAGCUGUUUAUACACAGCCAGCAUUUAAUAUUGAUCAAUCUGAUCCACAUUUCAAAUCAACAGCUGGUACACAACAACUUAUUGAAGAAAAAUUAAAAAAACGAAAAUUCGAUAAUUUAACUUCAUCAUCAAGGACUGAACCUGAUGAAGAUGAUAUUGUUAUUAAAUUAAAAAGAAAAUCAGCAAAAAAAGAUUAA
Messenger RNA from Rotaria sp. Silwood1, 2157 nucleotides. The record is from the annotation of a GenBank genome assembly. Lineage: Eukaryota; Metazoa; Rotifera; Eurotatoria; Philodinida; Philodinidae.